Molecule: messenger RNA, 201 nt
Organism: Chlorella variabilis
Lineage: Eukaryota; Viridiplantae; Chlorophyta; Trebouxiophyceae; Chlorellales; Chlorellaceae
Exons: 1
Coding region: 1-201 (66 amino acids)
Biological process (GO): nucleosome assembly
Cellular component (GO): nucleosome
Molecular function (GO): DNA binding; protein heterodimerization activity; structural constituent of chromatin
Source: RefSeq, a predicted model, not a curated record
AUGGCCAUCCUCAACUCCUUCAUCGCCGACCAGUUUGAGAAGAUUGCCACCGCCGCCGCCCAGCUGUCCCGCGUCAACAAGAAGCCCACCCUGACCUCCCGCGAGAUCCAGACCGCCGUGCGCCUGGUGCUGCCCGGCGAGCUGGCCAAGCACGCCGUGUCUGAGGGCACCAAGGCCGUGACCAAGUUCACCUCCGCCUAA